AGGUUAUGUUUACAUAGAUCACCGCUAAGUGCUGCCGCAUUCACCACUUCAAUUAAAUUACGCAACUAAUCUGGACCUCGUAAAAUACUCCUUUAAACUUGGAAACCUGCCUUUCUUUUCACAUUUGCCUACGUGAGAGAGUAAUAAGGCGUGAGAAUGAGGCUAAGAGGAGGAGUGGUAAAAGGAGGUAGAGAAGGGCAGUGAGAGCGGCCGCUGGACGCCGCCACAACGUUCAUCUCCCGGGCCAACGUUUCCCACACCUGGUGGUGUCCCAGCCCUCGCGCCACACACCUGACUGGCCCCUCACCUCGCCAGGUACAGCAGAUGUCAUAUCUCAAGAGCUCCUGCAACGCUACAGCUACUGUACUGGCUACAGUAACACUAGAAUUGCUGUAAUACUGGAGCUACUGUAAUCCUGAAGAACGUGCCUUGGUUGUAUGUCGUGGCAAGAAUAUUUUACCAAGAUGAAGGUCAACAUGAAGCUGCUGCCUAUUAAGGCACACUACUUCUUGAUUUUUGCAGGCACAGCUCCCAUCCUGCCUUUCUUACCAGUUUACGCUCGACAACAGGGAAUCUCCCCGGCUGGCAUCGGACUAAUGUACACUGUUCUACCCUUUGUUGGACUCAUUGUUAAGACAGCAUCCGGAGCGCUCUCAGAUUGGUUAAGGAUUCAUCGUAGUAUGUUUUUGUCUUCUAUUGUCAUAUGUGCACUUGGUUUUUUCAGCAUCUACUUCACCCCAGCUGUGCCGCAGAACCCAAACCAUAAUUUAGCUCACGUUAAAUUUCACUGCAAUGAUUCCACGUCUGUCUUCAAAUACUGUUUUUCCAAAAAUAAAUGUGGUCAGAAUGAUUUUCUUAAUAACAUCUCUGACAAUUAUACAACAACCUGUCAGGUACAAUGUGAUUCUGAUGAUGGCAACAUAGAUAUUUGCAAAGCCUGGAAUGCAUCUUCAACCUGUCAAGAUACAAAACUCAACUUCACAGCAUCCACAAAUUUGCUUGACACAGAUCAAGAACAUCUCUGCACUUUCUUCCCUGUCUCAAACAUUACAAUAACUGGAAAAGAGGUGAGUGAUCCCACCUGUCCUGCCCAGACUACCAUCAACUGCACAUUACUGUGUGAUGAUGGGAACCUAAUGAGUUACUUUGGGGCUCCCCUCACUCUCCCACCCACCACCUUUGAUGACCUGCUCUCCCAUCACCAGUUUUGGCUUUACCUCUUUUGUGUCAUUGUUGCUUGGUGUGGCCUAGCCAUCACAGUUGUCAUGUCAGACACUAUUUGCUUCAAACUUCUAGGAUGUGAAGGGAACAGAUAUGGAGAACAGCGUCUAUUUGGGUCCUUGGGAUGGGGAGCAUUGGUAAUUGUUGCUGGUGCUUUGAUUGACUAUGCAUCUGCUGGCAACUCUGAGAAGGACUACACUCCAGCAUUUGUGCUUAGUUUUGCCAUACUUUUCCUUGAUCUUGUUGCAGCCAGUCGCCUUCAGGUUGAGGGCAAUGAGCGGAUGACUGCAACAGCAGGAUCAGUGGCUCGGCUCAUGUGCGAACCUCACAUUGUGCUCUUUGUUCUCUGCUGCAUCAUUGUUGGCAUGUCUACUGGCAUUCUUUGGACUUUCCAGCUCAUGUUGGUUGAGGACAUAGCAUUUAAAUGGGACUGCCACUUCGGGGCUCUGAAGUUACUGCAAGGGCUGAUAAUGGGGGUCCAGUGCUUUGGAGGAGAGUUGCCAUUCUUCUUCGUAUCCGGAUGGUUCAUCAAGAAGCUGGGACACGUUCAUGCCAUGUCACUUGUUAUUGGAGUCUUCGGCAUCCGUUACAUGCUUUACUACACCGUCUCAAACCCUUGGAUGUUCCUACCGGUGGAACUUCUCAAUGGAUUUACAUUUGGAAUUUUUUAUGCCACAAUGACAUCAUAUGCCAGUCAUGUUGCACCCUGCGGAACAGAGGCAACCAUGCAGGGUAUUGUUGGUGCAGCAUUUGAAGGCAUUGGUGUUGCAACUGGUGGAUUUGUAGGAGGCUUCUUAUUCUUUACUGUAGGUGGACCCAAGACCUUUCUUUAUACGGGAAUAUUCAAUGUAAUCUUCACUGCGGUUCAUGUGAUUCUUCAGCUCUUGCUUAGCACCUUCAGGCCUCAUUCUACUCCAGCAGGAGGAAGCUCCUCGCCAAUGGGGUACAUGCCCCCAAGUGAGAGCAUGAAGCCAGUUGCCGUUAAUGAUGCAGAUGCAGAGGAAGACAUCUGAAGUCAAAUUAUUUGAUGACAAAAUAUGUGUAUUAAAAUUGUCUAAAAGUGUGCUUUUUAGUAAGAUAUACAAGUGCCUACAGUGAAGCUGGGGUUUUCCUUGAGCUUCCAAAGUGAACCUAAACCACAUUGCUUAAUCACAUGAUGCUGCACCCAUCCAUGCUUUUGGUAUGAAAGGUACAGUAAUGUAAUUACUCAACCUUUCUCAAUUACUAAUUACUCAGUCUUUUUUGUAAUUUUAUUUAUUUUUUUAUAAAUAAUUUUGUGACUGAUCUAUUAAUUGCUAUGUAGAAAAAUAUUUUUAUCUCAUUAAAUGCUUUGUACACA
This is a messenger RNA of Procambarus clarkii (red swamp crayfish), 2560 nucleotides long. RefSeq names its product Sugar baby (gene Sugb). Lineage: Eukaryota; Metazoa; Arthropoda; Malacostraca; Decapoda; Cambaridae. Gene Ontology annotation, cellular component: membrane. Gene Ontology annotation, molecular function: transmembrane transporter activity. The record is from RefSeq and is a predicted model, not a curated record.